Messenger RNA from Pyrus x bretschneideri (Chinese white pear), 1161 nucleotides. RefSeq lists its product as uncharacterized. Bases 1 to 1161 code for a protein of 386 amino acids. The record is from RefSeq and is a predicted model, not a curated record. Lineage: Eukaryota; Viridiplantae; Streptophyta; Magnoliopsida; Rosales; Rosaceae. The transcript has 2 exons.
AUGGGCAAGUGGAUUCAUCGUCCCCGCCGUAGAUUCUGCCGUCAGGAAAAGCUUCCGGACCCAUCGCCUCUGCCAUUUCACCCUCAACCUCCUCCUCCUUCUGGGAGUCGGCAGGAUGGUAUACCUUAUUGGGAAAAGCAGUACUGCACAUUGGUUGGGUCUAUACCAUGGUGGAAGGUAGUAGAUGCAAAAAAUUAUAUGUAUGGAAGUAGUAUUAUACUCAAUUGGAAUGACUCAGGUGCAGAGGAGGCAUUUCAAAAUGCAAAAAAGCGCUUUUGGGCAGACAUCAAUGGUCUCCCCUUUGACGCAUCUCUGCCUGAUCCAAAUAUUUAUAUUGAUGCAAUAGAUUGGAACCCUAACAUCGAUCCUGCACUCAUUAAGGAAGUGGAUCGAGAGUACUUUGCUCCUGAUGAGGGAGAAGGGCAAGGCAAGAUUGAGCAAACAAACAAGAGGGCAAAAUAUUCAGAUUUUGUUCCUCCCGAUGAACAUAACACUGUCCCCGAUACUCAUACAAAUUCUUGGGAAUGUGAUAACAUUCAGGGUAGUGGACAUUUGAUAAAUAAAGCUCCAGGCAGGAACCAGUGGAAAACUAAUCGUGACGACCCUUGGGAACGUGGAAUUACUCAGGGCAAUGGAACUACUGAGACGGAGAAGAAUGCAUGGGAAGAUAGAAGGAAUGAGUCGCGGGGAUGGAACCAGAUGGAGGACGGUAUCACCGUGCCAAAGAGUUGGGAUAAUGGUGUCAAUCCUUGGGAAGGAGGCUGUCAGGAUGUUGCCUCUGUGAAAGGUAGUAGAUGGGCUGAUCCGGUGUCUAAUUCUUGGGGCUGCGACCAGGAGUCAAAGAACUUGGGUCGUGGUGAAAAUUCUUGGAAGUAUGGUCCUAGUCAAAACAGCAAAUCUCUAAAAGAUAGAGAAUGGAGAGAUCGUAGAGGAGAUGAAUGGGGUCAGAAACAGUGGGAGAGCCAUAAUAACCAGAAAAAUAAUUUGGAUUUUGGGAUAACAAAUAGUGGUCGGGGAGCAAGGAACGAUGGUGGCUAUAAGAGGGGACACCCUCACCAGUAUAGAUCAGGCUAUAAAGGCUCAAGAUUGCAAGGGAGUGAUUAUCAAACAGGUAACUACUGGAGUAGGGAAAAUAACAGAAAGAGGGUCAGUUUCGCCUAA